Molecule: messenger RNA, 1371 nt
Organism: Uncinocarpus reesii 1704
Lineage: Eukaryota; Fungi; Ascomycota; Eurotiomycetes; Onygenales; Onygenaceae
Exons: 3
Coding region: 1-1371 (456 amino acids)
Biological process (GO): G protein-coupled receptor signaling pathway
Cellular component (GO): membrane
Molecular function (GO): mating-type factor pheromone receptor activity
Source: RefSeq, a predicted model, not a curated record
AUGUCGGAAAUUCAGCCUUCGUUUGAGAUGUCUCCAGCCGGAGUUGCCCUCUCAGCAAUCGCCUUUCUGUCCGUCAUCGUUUGCAUCCCACCGUUAGUCUGGCAUGGAAGGAAUAAGAACUUUCCUGCAAUUUGCUUGACUGUCUGGCUGAUUAUCCAGAAUAUCUACAAUUUCAUCAACCCCUUGAUUUGGCCCACUGAUGAUAUUGGAUCAUGGUGGGAGGGCCAUGUGUAUUGUGAUAUUCAAGCCAAAAUCAUUGUUGGUUCAGGUGUUGGUAUUGCCGGCCCAUUGGCAUGUAUUUUCCGAUCACUAGCGAAAGUGAUGAAUACCGACAGUGCGACUCUCAUGCCGAGCAAGGGAGAGAAAAGACGAACGCUUGCCUUCGACAUCACCUUUUGUCUGCUAAUUCCCGCUAUGGUGAUGGCUCUUCACUAUAUCGUGCAAGAAAACCGCUAUUUUAUUUUUGCCAUAGUCGGUUGCAUGCCUUCCUACUAUUCCAGCUGGCCUACUAUUGUUGUUGGUUACAUGUGGGCUCCUUUAGUGCUUACAGUUGCCGCGGUGUAUGCAACGAUUGUGGUGUACCGACUCAUAAAAUACAAGCGUGAAUUCAAUUAUAUUGUUUCCGCCAGCAGCACCACGAAUAAGUCAAGAUUUAUUCGGCUCUUUGCGCUCUCCAUGGUUAUGCUUGUCGGCAGCUACCCCGCACAACUUUAUGUGCUGUUCUUUAAUAUCACCGGUUGGGGGCCCGUGAAACCUUUUUCGUGGAGCAAAGUUCACCGGCCAGAUUGGCAGACCAUAGACAAAUACCCCAUGGGUGGUGUGGUUUUUUUCGAUCGCUGGAUUCAAGUCAUUGCGGGCUUCUUAUUAUUCGCCUUUUUCGGCUUUGGAAAAGAUGCGACACUGAUGUACCGAUCGUUUCUACUUAAGCUUGGGCUUGGCCGAUGUUUCCCGGGUCUCGAACAUCCUCAUAUUUCAGGGUCUGGACACAGUUCCUCUGGGACCAAAGGUGGAUCUUUUGGAAGCCGUGCAAGAAUGAUUUUCAAAAAGAAGUCCCAAGAAACCGUGGCUACCUCUACUCCUUCAAGAGCAGAUGACUGGAACUCUCUGACCCUCAAAACAAUGACAUCUGACGAUUUCGGACGCCGGAGUUCAUCGUUAUCCUUAGCAAAACCAAUUGCAUUACCAGGACAGGCGCGAACAGCUCCGGGGGGCCGACGCCCAUCAUUGCUCUCUGAACCGGACCUGUUUGACGCCGGAGAUAUCUUGCAAACUUCGCCUCCCAUAUACAAUCGCAACCAGCAUCUUGAUUCUAUCGAAGUGAAGAAAUCCUUCACCGUUGAGCACGGCACAAGAGGGAGCGACAUGGUAUGA